AUGUAUAGGGCAACAUCACGGUGUCUUAUUGUUUCUAUAAUACUUAUUUUAAGCGUUUUAACAGAUUCUUCGGCAUCAAAUCUACGAUGGAAUAUACAAAAACAAAACCGUACAUCAACGAAUUCGAAUGAUAAUAUCUUUCAUUAUCAAUCGACUUUUUCGACGUCGUUACAGAAUUCGACUAUCGUCGCUCAAUAUCCGAUAACAAAACCUAAUUCUUAUCUUUAUAAUCCGGACGAAGAUGAGGACAUUCUAUCAGGACGAAUGAAACGAGAUGCAACUCCAUUUGUUUGUAAAACUGAUGGUUAUUUUCCUGAUCGACAAAAUUGUCGAAUCUAUCACAUAUGUACAUCAGGUGUUGAUACAGCUUCUGUUUGUGGUGAAGGUACAGCAUGGGAUCCGGUCAAGAAAAAUUGUAAUUGGGAAAAUACUGUUGAAUGUAAAAAAGGUCUUCGUAAAUGGGAUCAAAUCACAGAUAUUCGAGGCGUAACUCUUUUUGCUACUGAUCCGGCAAAUGCUUGGCGAAUGAAAAAAAAAACAACAACAACUCGUCAACCAAUUAAAGUUGAUUCUAAUUUUACGUGUGAAUAUGAUGCUGAAGGAUAUUUUCCGGAUACAAAAUAUUGUCAUAUCUAUCAUUUUUGUGGUAUUGGUGCACAUACAGUACUGCAAUGUUCGAAUAAUCUUUGGUUUUCAACAGAAACACAAGGAUGUGAAUGGCCAGAGAAAUCAGAUUGCAAAGCCGCUUCUUUACCACCAUCAUCAACUACAGCAACCAAUACCCUUGAUGGUGAUGGAAAUCCUAUAACAACUCCUCGACAUUCUCCACCAAAUACUGUCUAUUUGCCUAUUGAAUGUCCAAAGAACGUUCAAGGACAUUUUCCUGAUCCAUAUGAUUGCUCAGUAUUUCAUUAUUGCAAUGGUGGUAUUGAUAGACCUUCGUAUUGUGAUGCUGGUCUUUUCUGGAAUAAAAAACACGGUUGUCAAUGGCCUAAAGAUGUUCCUGAGUGCAUAACACAUAAAUGUCCAGCUAAUGGACAACGCUUACGUUUUGUAGCUACUCAUAGUUGUUGUCAUUAUCAAGAAUGUAUCAAUGGUCAUUUGAAAGAACAAGUUUGUCCACUACAUAAGCUUUAUUCGGUUGAAACGAAAAGUUGUGAAAAUUUUCAAGUGGUUGCUUGUGGCUCAAGAAAAAAUUGUAUCGAUCCAUGUGAUUAUGAUAACUCUCCAUUAUGUCCAUUUAAACCUGUUUGCCGAGAUAGACCGAAUGGUAACUAUGUAGACGAAUAUCGGCCCAAUUGUCAAUUUCAUUAUACAUGUCUUGAAAGUCGUACAUUCAAUUAUACAGCAUGUGAACAUGGUUAUCGUUAUUCUGUUCCACAUCAAAAAUGUUUACUUGCUAAGCAAGUCAAAUGUUUAGGAAUUCGUUUGCACGAUUCAAUAUUAUUCAAAUUUUUUCUUUUUUGCUGGUUUUUCUUUUCCGAAUUCUAUUAG
Molecule: messenger RNA, 1494 nt
Organism: Rotaria socialis
Lineage: Eukaryota; Metazoa; Rotifera; Eurotatoria; Philodinida; Philodinidae
Source: the annotation of a GenBank genome assembly